Molecule: messenger RNA, 387 nt
Organism: Helobdella robusta
Lineage: Eukaryota; Metazoa; Annelida; Clitellata; Rhynchobdellida; Glossiphoniidae
Exons: 2
Biological process (GO): regulation of transcription by RNA polymerase II; anatomical structure development
Molecular function (GO): DNA-binding transcription factor activity, RNA polymerase II-specific; RNA polymerase II cis-regulatory region sequence-specific DNA binding
Source: RefSeq, a predicted model, not a curated record
ACAGACAACAAUGGACUGAACCAGCUGGGGGGAAAAUUUAUAAAUGGCAGACCCCUGCCAGAUGAGGUGCGUCACAAAAUCGUUCAUCUGGCCCAGGAGGGGGUGAGACCGUGCGAGAUCUCCAGACGAAUGAAGGUCUCGCAUGGAUGUGUCAGCAAAAUUCUUGGCAGAUUUUUUGAAACUGGGUCGAUUAAACCUGGCGUGAUUGGAGGAUCGAAACCGAAAGUAGCAACCGGGUCAGUGGUGCAAAACAUUGCAGCCUAUAAACUGGAAAACCCCACAAUGUUCGCCUGGGAAAUUCGGGAGAGGUUGUUGAAGGACGGUGUCUGCAACAACGAAACCGUCCCUAGCGUCAGCUCUAUAAACAGGUUGCUUGCCUGCUCGGUG